UCACGUCACUGCUGUGUUUGUCGCCCAGUCCGUCUGCACUGUCUGAAACAGGUAAACUCCAGUUAACCAUUAUUGGUGAAACAGAGUGUUUGGCGUCCGUCUGUACUCUACACAAAUUCGAAGAGGAGGAGAGUGUAGUAAAGUCAUUCUCAAAGUGUGCGCGAGACCUAGUCGUUUUUGGUUCAUGUUCAUUUAAAGGACAAAUAUUUUUUACCAACUGCGACCUGCAGAACAACUCACCAUCCGGGAACUUUGUAUCUUGCACAAGAAGGUCACCUGCAAAUCUCAGAAUGAACUUUCUCUUGGAGACUCUUCGGUUGAUAGUGUUGACCAUCUGCUACCACCUAGAAGCCUUCUUAAAAGUGAUUGUCCCUCAGAGAAAGAAAAAUGUGUCUGGGGAGAUUGUGCUCAUCACUGGGGCCGGUAGUGGUAUCGGCAGACUGAUGGCCCUUGAGUUUGCCCCACUGGACGUCUCACUGGUGCUUUGGGACAUUAAUGUGGAUGGUUUGAAGGAAACUGCAAAGCAGGUUAAAGAAAAGGGAGUAUCAAGGGUACACUACUACCAGUGCGACUGCAGUGAUAGAGAAGUGGUCUACCGAGUGGCAGAUCAGGUCAAAAGUGAAAUUGGCGAUGUCACCAUACUAAUAAACAAUGCUGGUAUUGUCAGUGGUAAAAAAUUUAUGGACACUCCUGAUGCACUUGUUGAGAAGACACUCAGAGUUAAUGCAUUGUCACACUUUUGGACAUAUAAAGCAUUUCUGCCUGCAAUGACAAACAAGAACCAUGGACAUCUGGUCAGUGUUGCUAGUUCUGCAGGCUUAAUAGGUGUGAAUGGACUGGCAGAUUAUUGCGCGAGCAAGUUUGCUGCCGUGGGUUUUGCUGAGUCUAUGGCCCUUGAGCUGAUAGCUGCAGGAAAGGAAGGAGUCAAAACCACUAUCGUCUGCCCAUACUUUAUCAACACAGGCAUGUUUGAUGGAUGUGGGACAAAGUGGCCCCGACUGCUGCCCAUAUUGGAGCCAGACUAUGUUGCUAAGAAGAUUGUCAGUGCCAUUUUAACAGACCAAGUUUAUGUUUUACUUCCAAGGUCCUUAUACUUUUUAAUGGCUUUAAAGGGGUUCGUCCCAUUCAAGCAAUCAGUCAUUCUGGGUAUGUACUUUGGGGCCUUCAAUUUCAUGGACGCUUUCAAAGGACGGGAAAAGAAGAGGGACUAAAUGUAAUAGUUCUCUAAUUUUGAUACUUAAUAUCUUAACACAUUUUUCAUGAUUUGUAACUACCUCUGCCAAGCAGCUAUUACAGGGCCUCUUAUGGCAUAAAUCAUAAUAAAAUGGAGUCUGAAUUACA
Messenger RNA from Labeo rohita (rohu), 1341 nucleotides. RefSeq names its product short chain dehydrogenase/reductase family 16C, member 5a (gene sdr16c5a). The record is from RefSeq and is a predicted model, not a curated record. Gene Ontology annotation, cellular component: lipid droplet. Lineage: Eukaryota; Metazoa; Chordata; Actinopteri; Cypriniformes; Cyprinidae. Gene Ontology annotation, molecular function: oxidoreductase activity, acting on the CH-OH group of donors, NAD or NADP as acceptor.